This is a messenger RNA of Plasmodium gallinaceum, 378 nucleotides long. Its product is annotated as conserved Plasmodium protein, unknown function. NCBI's taxonomy places the organism in Eukaryota, Apicomplexa, Aconoidasida, Haemosporida, Plasmodiidae. The coding region runs from base 1 to 378 and encodes 125 amino acids. The record is from RefSeq and is a predicted model, not a curated record. The transcript has 2 exons.
AUGAAUCAUGUUACUAUUUUUUUAAGAAAAUUAUCUACCAAAAAUGUGAAUUCAGAGGAUUUAAAUAUUUUAAAAAAAAAGAUAAGAUACAGAUUUAAAAGUGUUGGCAUGCUUGAAUUAGAUACGAUAAUAAAUAAUUAUUUAAAUGUAAAUAUGAAUAAAAUUGAUAAAGAUAAAGUAAAUUUAUUAUACAAUUUAGUGGAUAUUGACACUAGUAAUUUAUUGAAAUUGUUUUAUUUUUAUUCUAAUAAACAAAAUCAUAAUGUUGAUAAGUUAUCACAUUAUUUAAAAAAUAAGGAUAAAAAAGAAAUAACAGAUACUUUUAAGUUGCUGAUUGAUAUUCUUAAUCAUAAUGAAAAAUUUUUAAGUUCACAAUAA